Messenger RNA from Pedinophyceae sp. YPF-701, 2193 nucleotides. NCBI's taxonomy places the organism in Eukaryota, Viridiplantae, Chlorophyta, Pedinophyceae. The record is from the annotation of a GenBank genome assembly.
AUGGCGCAGGGGCUCAUCGAGGGCGGGCUCCGCUCCAGGAUCCAGCCCCUGGUCCGUGUCUUCGUCCUGGACCAAGCACGCGGCUGCACGGAGGGUUCCGAGAUCGAAAAGGUCCUCGCGUUCUUCCCGGAGUCCUCGCCACGCGACGUGGUUCUGUCCACGGUGGGCUUCGUGAGCGCCCUGCUGUCUUUCACGGACGUCUUCGUGCCAGCGCCGACCGCCGACGACUCAAAAACGAUCCAGACGGCGAACUUCACGUGGGUCGCGGUGCGCGUCGAGCCGCACUCCACCGUCUGGAUGUGCGCCGCGCUGCGCCGCGACUGGCGCCCCUGCGGCCUGCCCUGCGACCCGCCCGCCAUCGUAGCUUGGCUCCGUCAGGUGUACGCGACGUUUCGUCUGCUCCACCGCCCAGCGCCGCUCCUGGCCAGGACGGGGCGCGGCGGGCACGCGACGUGCUGCGCGGCCCUCCAGGCGCUGCUCAACCGCUUCGCCGUCGAGCUGCUCGAGAGACCCCCCCCUGACACCGCGCCGCGCAAGGGGGUCUCUUUCGGGGUCUCGCCCGCACUGCACGCGCCGUCCGCGCGCCGCACCUUCGCGGAGAUGUGGCAUCCGCUCGGCCGCAGCGCCGGCGUGCCCUUCCUCCAGAUGCGCCACAACACGUCGCUGCAGGUCGGGGCGUUGAUCGCCGCCCUCCUGGCGCUACCCGACGUGCCAACGGUGGGCGCCGUCGCGCUGCACGAGGGCUACGUGCUCGCGUCCACGGUCGGGCCGGAGGACACGGGCGCGCUGUACCGGCUCGCGGCGGGCCCGGCGGCGGCGCUGCUCAAGGGGGGGGGUCCUGCGCUGGCGUCAGGGCUGGUGCCGCGGCGAGCGGGUGGCGUGGAGGGCGACAGAAGCGGCAUGCCGUCGCUGCUGCGGAGGUUCAUGGCGUGGUCGGUGCCGUCGGCCGCCGCCGAGGCCACGCCUGACGUGGACCUGACAGACACCCCCCUCGAGUCAGCGCUGCCGUCGCGGAACCCGACGGCGCACAGCGGCGAGCACGGCGGCCACGGCAGCGGCCUCGCGUUCCGCCGCGCGUCGCUGACGCUCGGCAACACCGCCGACGGCACCCAGGGGGGGGUCACCGAGCCUGACACCCCCACCCUCUUCCGCCUGGCAGGCCAGCAGCGCCACGACGACGCGCGGGCCAACGGCCGCCCGCCGGCGCCCCGCCGGCCGCUCGCGGAGGCCUGGUGCAGCCUCGAACACCCCCUGCGCGCCCUGAGUUCUGCCUGUUGGGAGCCGUGGGGGGGGUCCUGCGUCGCCGGAGUCAGCACUGGGCGCGAGGCGGUGGUGCGGACGCACGCGGGGCCGCAGGUGCCGCCGUGGGGGGGCCUGCGGUCGGCGUUCGGGUCCGCGGGCGAGGACGCGGUGACUUCGAGGGACGUGUCGUUCCGAGAUCGGGGAAACCAGUCUUGCGACCUCGGCGAGAGCCUGGCGGCGCGGAGGCUGCUGCUGCCGCUGCACGUGUGGCUGAAGCACCCCGCGCGAGGGGCGCGCAGGGGUGGCGAUGCGGGGACCGCCAGGGGUGGUGAGCGGCAGACGCAGAGCUGGACUGGGGCCGCGAGUGAGGCCGGGGAGGGCGAAGCCGCACAGGGCCACGUGGCGGGGCUGCGUCAGGACCUGCGGCGCGCCUCGCUGGUGCCCGUGCGCUGCGGGCGGUCGCUGGUGAUUCUGCUGCUCGUCGAGGGCCACGUGCUGCUCGGCGCCGAGGACGUGGCGGCCAUUCAGGCGGAGAGCGAGCGCUACGCCGACGCGGUGGACGCCGCGCUGGCGGGCGAGGUCCCCGGGCACGACCACUGGCACGUCCCCGGUUACCGCUACCACCACCACGACCCCUCCCAGGGCAUCCGGCAGGCGACGCCGUGGCACCGCGUCCGCGACGUGCCCCUCGCGGCGGCGCGGCACCUGCAGCGCGUGGCGGCGUCGGCGCGGGAGGCGAAGCGCGGGCAGGGGGGGGGGAGUGUUGCGGUGUUCGCGACGGGGCCGGGCGGGCGGCCGUGGGCGUCGUGCUGCCUAGGGCUGGCCGGGGAGGAGACGCGCGUGUGCCUGACUGCGGCGCCGGAACCCGACCGGGUGGACGGGCUGGCGUGGUCGGUGCAGAGGCUGAAAAGGGAUGCGCUGGCUUUUGUGCCUGGCGCGCCGGGGACGUGA